UAGAGUCUACGUAAAGAUCAUCACUAUUCACUAGCUUUUGAACACGUUGGAGAUCAAAAUUGAAAGUGUCUUCGGAAGAAAAAAGCGCAGACAGCCAAAAGGUUCAUGGAAAACGGCGACAACCCUAGAGGGUUCAAUAAGUAUGUCUGUUCCUCUGUAUUAGCUGCCACUACUGUCUCAGCUAUAUUUGGUUAUGUUGUGGGAGUGAUGACCGGAGCAGUCAUAUUCAUAAAGGAAGAUCUUCAAAUCAAUGACCUACAAAUACAAUUCCUCGUAGGCAUGUUACAUUUGUGCAUGCUACCAGGAUGCAUGGUUGCAGGAAGAACAUCUGAUUAUAUAGGUCGCCGCUACACCAUCAUUCUAGCGUUCAUCACCUUCUUAUUGGGCUCCAUUUUAAUGGGCUAUGGCCCAUCCUAUUCAAUCUUAAUGAUUGGAAACUGCAUUGUUGGAAUUGGUGCGGGUUUUGCACUGGUAGUAGCACCGGUUUACAGCACAGAGAUUUCACCUCUUUCUUCAAGAGGCUUUUUUACUUCUCUCCCAGAACUUUCCAUGAACAUAGGAGUCUUGCUUGCCUUUGUGUCAAACUACUUCUUUGAAAAAAUGACACUGAGACUUGGAUGGAGGAUGAUGGUGGUUAUUCCCGCAGUUCCUUCACUUUGCUUAAUCAUUCUCAUGUUAAAAUUGGUGGAGUCUCCAAGGUGGUUGAUCAUGCAAGGACGUGUAGGUGAGGCAAGGAAAGUGCUUUUACUAGUGUCUAACACAAAGGAAGAGGCUGAACAACGGUUGAGGGAAAUAAAAGCUGUUGUUGGAAUUGAUGAAGAUUGCACCAAAGACAUUGUCCAGGUUGCAAUGAAAACCCGUAGUGGUAAAGGAGCACUGAUAGAGUUAUUUUGUGAACCUUCACCUUCAGUGCGUAGGAUUCUAAUUGCAGCCAUUGGGGUUCAUUUGUUCUCGAGGAUUGGCGGAAGUGGGGGUAUUUUGUUGUAUAGCCCAAGGGUUUUUGAGAGAACAGGAAUCGCUGAGAAAAGCAAGCUCAUGCUAGCAACUGUUGGCAUGGGAAUCAGCAACGUUGUGUUUGCAUUCAUAUCAAUAUUCUUGUCUGAUAGAUUUGGGAGGAGGAUUCUCUUGUUGAUUAGUGCUUGUGGUGUGGUUGUGAGCCUAUUAGGGUUAGGCUUUUGCUUGACUAUAGUGGAGCAUUCUAAAGAAAAACUACUUUGGGUAACAAGCUUAACCGUUUUCUUUACCUACAUAUUUUUGGGUUUUGUGUGUAUUGGAAUAGGGCCUGUGACGUGGGUUUAUAGCUCCGAGAUACUUCCCCUCAGGUUCAGAGCACAGGGCCUUGGUGUAUGUGUGGUUGUGAACAGAAUCACAAAUGUGGCAGUAGUUACAAGUUUCAUUUCGAUUUACAAAAUGAUAACAAUGGGUGGGAUUUUCUUUAUGUUAACCGGCAUCAAUGUUUCGGCUUUAUGGUUCUACUAUUCAUUUUUGCCUGAAACUAAAGGAAGAUCGUUAGAAGAUAUGGAGACUAUCUUUGGAAGAAAUUCUAAGUAAGAGAUAUACUACAAAUGAAGCCUGUGUGCAACAAAGAAUGAUGAUGAUGGAUGGUUGAUAAGUAGUUAUUAUUUUUUUGUGUUAUUACUUUAAGAGUUUUUAUGGUUGUUAUUAGUACUAGUAAACAA
Molecule: messenger RNA, 1679 nt
Organism: Cajanus cajan (pigeon pea)
Lineage: Eukaryota; Viridiplantae; Streptophyta; Magnoliopsida; Fabales; Fabaceae
Source: RefSeq, a predicted model, not a curated record